AGGCAUCGAUAAGCCUUUAGUCCAGUUUUGGUAACAGGUGCAGAACGACGGUUUUUUUUCAUCGGCGUUGUUCCAUUUAGUAUUUGCCUAACUGUUGCCCUUCAGGUGGCAGGUUGUGAUUCAUAGUUUAAAUUUAUUACGAGAGCGUUUAAGUGUUUCGAAUAGACAUUUUACAAAACUAGUGUUAAGUUUGAUACGAAAAUUCAUCGUUUUAGUGUAACAGGAUUAUGAUUUUCUAAUAAUCGAAUAGAAAAGGUUAAAUCGUGAGACAUCAUGCGAUCGACGCUUGUGUUACUCUCUGCCAUCCUGUUUGGAGUGUUGGUCCCCAACCACGGACAGGAAAAUGUUCAAACCCGGGUGGCUCCUUCCCUGCUGGAGUGCUACCAGAAUCCGGACAUCUUCGAACGCGACAAUCGACUUCCGAUGACGAUGAACAUGCUGAUUGAGCUGAUCCGGAAGGUGGAGGACGCUCCCGAGUUUAAUCAGGACAUGCGCCAGCUGUCCGUUUCUAUGCUGCACAGGUUCCGUCAGGACGGCAUUGUGAGGGCUCCCGGGGUGCAGAACAUUCCCGGAGUGCUGCCGUUCAGCCCCAUUGGGUUCCACUUUACCAAACAUAGGAUUCUGUUUUCGCGUCUUCUGCCGGGAAAUGCUCAAACUUUCCCGAAUGCCACGUUGACUCCGCUGGAGAGGUGCACCCUUCACUUCAUGUUGUCCAGCUCAAUUGACACGAUGGUUCGCGGCGAUGAGAAUAUCCGGUGCUCCCAGCUCUCGCAGUACCGAGCUGCUCGGGUACCACGUGAGGCCAGCUUGAAGGACCGAAAUAAGCUGAACUCCAACUUCCUGGGGGACAUCGAAAUGUUAAACCAACCGGAAAUGAACCAGAUUCGGAAGCAGAUCAAGAAAAUGAAGCAAUCCGCUCGAAUGGAGAUGGAUCCGGAAGAGGAGCAAAUGGAAGAAGCAACCGAUGCUCCUGAAGCAGCGGCAGCGGAGGCAGAAGAGCAGGAAGAGGAAGUCCCCGUUGAAGAACAACUCGAGGAAGGAGAGCUGGUUGACGAUGCAAGUCUGGUGGACAUCGCCACGAAUGCCAUCAGUGCCUGUCCGGUUGAAAACGGAGUUGUCUACACUCGAUGGGGAACGCUUUCGGCCGGUACGGUUCUGGCUGGUAUCGCAACCGGCCUUGAACCGCAAACGGUCCAACUGCGGGAUCUGAUGCCACCGAGAAGCUCACAGUUCCGUGCUCGUCAACAGGCGACCCCGAUGCGCGUAGAAAAUCGAUGGGCAGCCACGUUGGCGGGAGAUUUGGCCGAAGUCACGCUACUCCAUGCACCAUCCCAGCCGGCGAACAUCCAGGUGGGAGCAUCCGGAGCUUGGAACGCAACCGUAGUGCCACGCUGGUACUUCCUGAGUCAACGUACGGCCCUGGAGAUGACAGAUGCGGAAAUUCGUGCCGGAAUCGACGGUCUUGCAUUGGCCAACAACAUCGUUGAUUGGCGCAACCGGGCCAACAUGCUGCGCCUCAGCCAGGUGCUGGACAUGUACUACUCGCAGCGUGGAGUAUUCAACCAGAAUAUGCGAUCGUGUAACCGACGGGAUCUGUUCACUACGGUGGCACCGAUUCAGACGAUGCGGGACCAAGCCGUAGCAUUCAGCAACAUCCUGGACAAGGAGAUGCAGAUGGCGUUCACCGUGACGCAGCAAGCGAUUGUGCAGUUUUCCGGAGCCGCUUCCGAUGCGUUGGCUACCUAUGUCCCCUCUUCUCUGAAUGAUUUGUCCUGCGAAGCCACUGCCAUAACUCCUAACGAUCCUACGAUUUGGAGAACCGCUGCCGAUCUCUUCAUUUAUGUUGACUCAUCAUGGGCGUUCCAAGACAUCCACUCGGUCGUUGCCAAUCUGCUGGACAACCUGGAUGUUGGUCGCUUCGGAACCACCUACACCGUUCUGAAUGCAUUCAACGGCGAAGUUCUCAUCAACUCAACCCAAUUCCUGGCUGAAUUCCACACGACGUACACUCAGCCACUUCAUGUUGCUCAACCAGCGGGCCUCAACCUUCCGACAGUGCUGAGAUCGAUCCGGGAGCAGGUUACUCCGAUCAUGAUGGCCGAGCGUCAGAACAACAGCAUGAGCGGCCGCUCGAAGAUCUGCCUGAUCAUGCCGAACACGGCUGCCGUCAGUGAAGGCGAUUCCAACUUUGCCAUCGAACGCUUGCAGAUUCUGCGCGAGGAAGUCCCGGACCUGCGGUUCCUGUACUUUGCCGGUGGUAGCGCAACUCGGUUCAAUCGGUUCGUCCGCGAGGAAAGCCGGGACAUCUUCCCGCUGCGAGAGCUCGGUUCGGGAGCCGUGAUCGAUGGUGUCCACGUCCAGACGGCUCCGGUCAUCCAGCGUAUCCAACAGGAACACCGACGGAUAGUUAACCCACGCUGUGGACACGACUGGAUUCAAACCAGCUGGGGGUCAAACUCGUUCAACCAGUACGUGGAACCACGGGGCAUCGUAUUCUACCGUCUGCAGCCAAAUUACUUCUUCCAGCAGGCCGAGAACCGACGGCUCCGGAUUCAGGGCCAUGGAUUCGCCACGAUCACCGUAUGCCACUCGAGAUGGGUUCCAAUGCCAAGAGCGAACACCACGCAGAACAACGAUGCGGUCAACUGUCGGACGAUCGGAACGGAAACUAUUGACAUUGAUCUAGCCAACGCGUGCGAAGGCCACUCGGUGAUCCAUACUUGUCCGCCGGUAUUCUUCUCAGUGGAGCAUACCCAGCAAACCGAGGUCACGAGCUUGCGAUGCACCGAGCGGGAGUGCCGCUUCCCGGACAAUGCACGAUUCGCCGUUGUGGUGGAGAAUCUGGGUUGUUUCAGCGGUGCUGGCCACAUUCUGGGCUCAUUGACGCUGCUUGUGGUUGCAUUGGCGAGUGUGCUCUUUAGACAGUAAGUGACAGCGAUGAUGGAGGGGUUGGGGAAAUGCACAGUGACUUGGCAACCCAACUAUAGAGACGUAAGCAGAAAAACCAUCUUAGGGAUAAUAAAUGACAAAAUAGAAUAUACUUUACAAGCAACUAAGUAUUGUAAUUGUUGAAUAAAUGUAAUGCACAACUUUCAAUGAAUCGGAAAUAAACGAAUAGGAUAAGGAA
Aedes aegypti (yellow fever mosquito) is the source of this 3127-nucleotide messenger RNA. RefSeq lists its product as uncharacterized. Lineage: Eukaryota; Metazoa; Arthropoda; Insecta; Diptera; Culicidae. The transcript has 7 exons. Bases 274 to 2928 code for a protein of 884 amino acids. The record is from RefSeq and is a predicted model, not a curated record.